Messenger RNA from Salvelinus sp. IW2-2015, 911 nucleotides. NCBI's taxonomy places the organism in Eukaryota, Metazoa, Chordata, Actinopteri, Salmoniformes, Salmonidae. The record is from RefSeq and is a predicted model, not a curated record.
GUCUAGAUGCAGAGCUGUACUAUGUGCGGGAUGACGUGGUGAACCACUAUGCUCUCUCCUUCAUCCUGCCUGUAUCCAGCGAGACCAACAGCCUGCACUUCACCUGGCGCUCCAAGGACAAGGUUGAUUACAGGAUGGGUUUCCACGUAGACAACCCUGCAGCUAUGAACCAACCACAGAGCAACAUCUCUAACCAAGGGGAGGUGCCUCGCACAGCCUCAGUGUUCAGAGUGGACCUGUUCUGCUCAGGAAAGGUGGACGGGGAAGCGGUUCUGACGGUACAACUCAACCUCACCAUCCAUUCCAACAACUUCACAGUGCUCAACUUCAAGAGGAGGAAAAUAUGUCACAAACGAAUAGAUCCUGAUCUGAAGAUGCCUCCCGUCUCCAACAAUAAGACUGUUCCGCGGCCAGAGAAUGGAGUGUCCAUUCCUACCACGCCACCAGGGUGUUCUAUAAUCAGUGUUUCGGGGUCAUCUGCGCUGGUCAUCUUCCUGGUAGCCAUCGUUCUGGCUGUUAUUGUUUCAGACAGUGGCAGUUCCCAGGGCCUGUCCCAGCCGUCCACCCAGACCACCCAGUACCUGAGAGCUGACACACCCAACAACGCCAGUGCUGUCACCAACCAUCACCCUGGCACUGCACCCAUUCUCCAGCUUGCUGCCGCCACCUUCCCAAACCCUGGUGCCCCCGUCCAUGAAACCAGAAACCAUCACCCUGGCACUGCACCCAUUCUCCAGCUUGCUGCCGCCACCUUCCCAAACCCUGGUGCCCCCGUCCAUGAAACCAGAAACGUUUUCCAAAAUGGGAUGUUUCUCACAACGUCCACCGUGGGGGAUGAGAGGAGUACCAAGAUAGGAGGCACGGUGGACAUUCAGAUCACAGCCGGAACGGAACCCCUUUCUGUCAUCUAA